GCUCUUACGUCGAAGAUCCGGGAGUAUAUGUCUGACACAAGUAUAUGCUUUGAAAAUAUGGCGCAGUUUAAAAGACUAGCUGAUUCUAUGAACUAUAAUGGACCAAUUAUUGCGAUGACUGAUAAUACUAAACUUCAUCCUCGUCUUGGCUAUUCCACAAAUCUUGGAUAUAUUGUUGGUUCUAUUUUUUCAUAUGAUCAAACUCGGGUUGAAGAUUACGACGAAGUAGAAACAAUUAUUCAAAAUAUAAUUUCAAAUAAUGCGAUUGCAAAGCAAGUUCGUUUAUAUUUGCUUCAA
Molecule: messenger RNA, 297 nt
Organism: Dentiscutata erythropus
Lineage: Eukaryota; Fungi; Glomeromycota; Glomeromycetes; Diversisporales; Gigasporaceae
Source: the annotation of a GenBank genome assembly